UCGCGUUUAGCUUUCUUCUUGUGUCAUCUAUGGAAAUGUUGGAUUCCUCCAUUUUCAACAGCUAACUCGGUUUCAGGGAAUAGAGGCAUUUUCAACGUGGCUAAAACAUGAAAUGCGUGGAAUAUACGUGGAUUCCAUCAACUUGUGAAAGAUGUGAAAACUUAGGCCAUAAAGCGAAGAGGUGUCUUCUUCCUUCCAAGCCUCUACAUGAUACAAACUUGCAGCAAAAAAAGGAUGAAAUUAAUGGUGAAGUUCCUGUUGUGGAUUUUGAUCUCAUCAUGCAGCAAAGAGAAAAUGAUACUUCCUCUUCAGAAGCCCCCUCUCAUAACAACCCACUGAUUAAUGGUACUGCCUCGACUGCUGUCUCAGUACAUGAUAUCCCUUUAAUGAAAGAGUCUUAAGUCCCUUCAGUAGUUUCAGCUGCUGAAAAAAGCCAAUCCUUGCAAACUGAUCUGGUGGUAAUUCCUCCUCUCUUUACAUUUUCUUCUGAUGUUUCUGUGGAUUGCCAACGGGAGAUCCAAACUUCUUUGCCAAACUUUUCCACUACUUUGUCCCCAUUAGUAGAUUCUCAAUCUACUCCCAUUACUGCAACUAUUAUGGAUUCAUUUCCAUCAAACAUUAUCAACAAGGAAGUACAAAAUCCAUCCAUUGUUGAUCCUUUAACCACAUCACUUCAAUUUAGUGAAUUUGAGAGUCCUUCUCGUUUCACUGUGUUAGAAGCAGUGGAUAAAGUUGAAUUAGAGCAUAGGAGCUCUUUCAGCUUGACAAGAGGUGGGAGAGAGACAAGACCUCCUAUCAAAUUUCAAGACUUGGAAUGGAAAACAGUAAAAGGGAGAGGUAAACGUGGCCGACGUGGUCGUAGUUCUUCUCAUUAGCUACUUUUUCUCAUUUCUUUGGUUCUUUCUAGUUUCGGCCUAAUCCUUAGGUUUGAGACUUAUCUUAUCAUGAAGUGUUUCAUGCAAACUUUAUCAAACUUAAGGUUUUAUAGCCUUACCUUGUAAUGUUUUAUGUUUUAAUUGAAAGCCUUUAGUCAAAAAAAAAACAUGAAAUGCACAAUCGUGGAUCAGCAUUGUCCAUGCAUUGUCCUCUGGCACCACAUUGUAGUCGGUAAGUUCACGUGUAAUGUGUAGUAUCUGGAAAGAAAUAUAGUACAUUAUUCUUACUUAAGCUAUAGAGAGAUAACGAUGAGAUCUGCACGAAUGGCAUGAGCUUUUUUAAUAGCAGACAAGCCAGCUCUGGUUUUAAUUAGUCCCUCGUGCACUGAGCGCAUCUCAAUGCCCUUAAGAAAAUUUGAGAAUUGAGCUGUAAGGAUGGUAUUGGUUGUUGGCAAGAGAUAUAGAUCUUGAUAAUUACUUUUAUAUUAAGUUGAGAUGGCUUUUAUCACCAUCGAAAGGAGACACUAUACUGAUGAUCUAAAUAUUCUAACCACUAUGGAUCCUCAAAUCUCUCUCUCUUUCCUGAUGGUGUAUAUAUGUAUUCCCGGAGAGGCAUUGAGAAGGCAGAACAAUCUUUAUCUCUCUCAUCUCUAGCUUAAAGACCAACAAAAUGGCAAUCUCUUUCCAUGUUCGCUCUAACAGUUUCCCUUCUAGACUUCACUCACAAGUUGCUCAUGUGGAUGAGCAGUUGAUUCGAUUAAGAUCUUCUGAGGAAGCGUCAACAUCUUCAAGCUCUUCAAUCUGUCAAAGACUUAACAACUUUCAAGAGCUUUACCAAUCUCUUGAAAAACUUAUUCGCUUACCUGCCACACAGCAAGCUCUAGCUCAAGAGCAGAACAAGAAAGCCACCGAGCAACUUCUUGAUGGAUCUCUCAGGAUCUUGGAUUUGUGCAACAUUUCCAGGGACGCUUUGUCGCAAAUGAAAGAAGGUCUCAUGGAGAUCCAAUCCAUUCUAAGGAGAAAGCGCGGAGAUCUAUCAGGAGAGAUUAAGAAAUACUUAGCCUCAAGAAGAUCUCUCAAGAAGUCAUUCCAAAAGGUCCUCAAGAGUUUGAAGGUCAAACAAGACCUGAAGUGCAACGAUGAGUCUUUGGCUGUCUUUGAAGAAUCAGAAGCUAUCAGCGUGAACCUUUUUUAUUCUCUCUUUUGCUUUAUGUCUGGAUCAAAGACUUGUAGCAAAUGGUCAUUGGUCUCAAAGUUAAUUAACCAUAGAAAUGUUUCAUAUGAAGCUCAAGGAAACGAAUUCACAAAGGUUGAUUCCGAAUUCGAGUCUGAGAAGACCUUGAAGUUGGAGGAUGGUCAGAACCUAGAGUCAUGCAUUCAAGAUCUUGAAGAUGGACUUGAAUCUCUCUCUAAGUCUUUGAUCAAAUACAGAGUCUCAAUUCUUAACAUCUUAGGCCAAUAAGCCUACAAUUUUUUUAUAUAC
Raphanus sativus (radish) is the source of this 2358-nucleotide messenger RNA. RefSeq lists its product as uncharacterized. Lineage: Eukaryota; Viridiplantae; Streptophyta; Magnoliopsida; Brassicales; Brassicaceae. Gene Ontology annotation, biological process: shoot system development; root development. The record is from RefSeq and is a predicted model, not a curated record. Bases 1546 to 2337 code for a protein of 263 amino acids. The transcript has a single exon.